Messenger RNA from Bathycoccus prasinos, 1881 nucleotides. RefSeq lists its product with no specific name. NCBI's taxonomy places the organism in Eukaryota, Viridiplantae, Chlorophyta, Mamiellophyceae, Mamiellales, Bathycoccaceae. The transcript has a single exon. Bases 1 to 1881 code for a protein of 626 amino acids. Gene Ontology annotation, cellular component: membrane. The record is from RefSeq and is a predicted model, not a curated record.
AUGGCGGUGAGGAUCCAACCGACGGCGGCACCGGAACACCCGGGCUUAACCCGCGAAAUGCUCUUAGCGGUCGUUUUACUCCUGUGCGCGAACAUCGCGACCGUGUGCUCGGGGAUCGCUUUAGUCGCGUACGGGACGAGGAGUGGACAAAAAGCGGUUUUGUUGAACAAAAUUUUCGAAGGGUCCGAUUACGAGGCGACGGUGUUUGACGACCCGGCGAGAGCGGCGACGGUAUUAGGCGCUUUAUUGUUGAUUACGAGCGUGUACGGUUUAGCCGGGGUGUAUACCAGGAAUAAGUUGAUGCUUAUUUUGUAUCACGGGUGGACGUUUUUCGCGUUGAUUGGGUUUGUGUAUGCGAUUUGCGUGUUGGAGAUUUACCGACAGAACGCGCCGGCGAUGGUUGAGUCGUAUUUCAACGGCGAAGAGGUGAACAUCGACGAAGGCGUGACGAGACAAGGCGACGAGAUUGAGUUUUUCAACAUCUCCACGUUGGCGCAGAUCGACAACGCGAAGAAUUUGACGACGAUCGAUGCUAUCACGUGGAUUAACCACGUGGACGAUAGCUCGAAGGCGAGCGUGGUGUUUAUUUUAAUCGCGAUGUUUAGCGCGAGCUUUAUUAUGGGGGUGAGGUAUACGGCGAGAAGAAUGGGUGGUUUUUCGAACGUCGCCGGGUGGAUUUUUGGCAUAGUUUUGGCGGUUUUGUCGUUUACGGUGGCGAAGUCGACGUACCGGGUGAAUGAUGCGAUCGCGGUGGAUUUGAACACGAGGUUCGUGCACGAGUACGGCGUGGACCCGUGGAGAGCGAUUACGUUGAAGGAGACUUUGGAGCAGUACCCGGAAGAUAUUUUCUUACCACCGGUGUUGUACGAUUCGCCACCGCCCGCGCCGCUAGCGCCGGGGGAGAUUGAACCGCCAGCACCGGAGUUUGAUUCACCUCCGGCACCGGUUGGUAAGUGGUACGCCGACGGCGUGUGGGUGGAGUACGCGAGAUUGAAUAAAAUCAGCGAAAUUCAACACGACGUGUCGUGUCGAUUGGCGUUGACUGGGGUGAACCACACGGAAGGGAGAGUGUCCACAGACUUUGUGGAUUGGAUUAAGUUUCAAGUGGCGGAUUACGCCGCGGUGGAGACAUCUGACGUGGAUUUUCUGUCUACGAAGGAAGGCGCGGAACAUCCCAUCGCGGGGAAACACGCGGCGAAGACGUUGGGAGGCGCAGCCGUGUUUGUAGUCAUUGCCUCGGCGGCGGGGAUUUACGGAACGUUGAAGCACGAUCGACGCUUACUGGCGUUGCACUUGCUCAUUUCGGUUCCGUGUGGUAUUUUCGUAGUCGUCGCGGCGAGGAAGGCGGCGGAAGGCGCAGACGAUACGUUUGAGUCCAUGCGUUUGCAUUGGCACGCGUUGCAACACGCGUACAUCGGACCGGCGGUGACCACUGGUUCCGCCGCCGCGUUUGCCUCCGCACAUUUCAAACAAGCCGCAGCGUUAGGGGCGAUUGUAGCCAGCGUUAUUUGGCUCGCUAUUUUCAGUUCGAUCGGUAUGAUAAUCACCCACGACGCGACCAAAGUCCCCGGGUACCAAAAGCCGGGCGGCGCGAGCGACAUCGAAAACCAACGCUUGGCGUCCGGUCCGUCCUCUUCCGCAUCCCCUCUCGACUCCUCUAAACUUGGGGGCGGUGGCACCGGUAAAGUCGCCGAGAACAUCGUCGAAAUGAAGAGUUUAGCCGCGACCGUUCGAGACGCUGCCACGGGAAGAGGCCAGUUCAAGCCUGGAUUUAGACCCACGGAGUUGAAAGAAACGAAGAAGAGCGGCGCGACGCCGGCGCGAGGCGGCCGACCAAAAGGUGGCGAUAAAGAUUUAGACGCGAAGUUCUCCGUCGAUUAA